AUGGCAGUCAGGAUUGAACGCUUUCUCAACACCACCGGAUUCUUCUUCUUCGCCCUCAUCUUGGUCUGCCUCAUUCUCCUCACUCCGGCGGAUGCCAUAUACCAAUGCUACGAAACGAACCGACUCACCAACAUCUUCUUCAUCACCGGCGCAUACAUAAUCACCUUUAUACUGGCAGCUCUCAUCUACGCGACGCGAAUCUACACGAAUCGGAAUGCGCUGACUGGAAUCCCAAAGGCCUGGAUUCCAGUAGAGAAAGAAGAUGUCAACAAGAGCGUCAGACGACUGGUGAAGGAAGGACUCGCCCGGAGCGCAGUCAUCGCUUAUCAGGCUCGCCCACGCGACGUGUCGACCGAUGAAGACAGCUUCCGGAGGUAUAAAUCGCUUCUCAUCGAUUCAGAGAAACCUCCGUGGGGUCAUGUCGAACAUCCCGGCUGGUCAUCACCUGCCUCCCCCGACUUGCCAGAUUUGCCGUACCGCACGGUGAUUCAAGAGCUGCCCAGCUUGAUUGAAGCCAAAGCUGUAUCGCUCGCCCCGGCCGAUGAAUUGUCCCCCACACCUCCGGACCCGUUCGGCCUCACCCAUGACCUGACCACGCAAUCACUCCCAGACACGCGUGUGGUAGAGGUGCUGCAACGCCCAGCUUCAAUGGGCUUGCGAGAAUAUAUCCGACAUCUGACGUCUCUGGGUGCCAUCUACCCUCCGGAAUUAGGCGUCGAAUUUUUGUCCCUGUACGAAGCUGCGCGAUUCUCACCGCGCGAGCUUCAUGAGGUAGAAUUUCGUGACCUGAUGCAUCUUUUUGCAGAGAUCCUCAGGGGUAUGACAUCUCUUGCCCCACCUAUCAUCGAGGAGAUCCGAGACAGCGCCAGUUACCGACGUGCCGAAAGCGAGUCGCUCAUUGGGCCGUCGGAUGAAGAGGGGGAAACCGAUACAGUCGAGCACUUCGGCCUCGAUGGAAACCUAGAGCCCGUGCGGAGUAACAGUCUGCGACCGUCUAAUGCGUCUACUUGGGAAACCCAGUCCGGAUACGACACCGCGCUACAAAGCCCCGUCUCGGGAUUGUCUUUCAAUAGUGGGUUCGCGCCACGAGACCCCCGACGCACGCCAUCCACCAGGUCUCUCCGGCGAGUCUAUUCAGCUCAGUCUGCCAGCUCUGGGGGAAGUGUCAUCCGCCUGGCACAACCGCGCUCUCCAACAGACCUGCCAUAUAGAUACGUGUGA
This is a messenger RNA of Penicillium salamii, 1221 nucleotides long. The record is from the annotation of a GenBank genome assembly. NCBI's taxonomy places the organism in Eukaryota, Fungi, Ascomycota, Eurotiomycetes, Eurotiales, Aspergillaceae.